Messenger RNA from Recurvomyces mirabilis, 2082 nucleotides. RefSeq lists its product as uncharacterized. The transcript has a single exon. Lineage: Eukaryota; Fungi; Ascomycota; Dothideomycetes; Mycosphaerellales; Teratosphaeriaceae. Bases 1 to 2082 code for a protein of 693 amino acids. The record is from RefSeq and is a predicted model, not a curated record.
AUGGCGCGUCUACGUAGUGCUCCUUCGGCUGCACCAUCGCCUUCGGCCGCUCAGAACAAACGCCAGGCACUGCGAGAGAAAACGAACACGACGCGUAGCGCAAAGACGGCACCAGCACCGGUAUACGAGGACGAUGGCAAUACAGAUGGACUGGUCAAAGACGCGAAGACUCGACGUGGACGAUCAAAGAAGAGCUCACAGGCUCCCGAAGAAUUGGUCAUGACAGGCGGACUUGGACUGCAGACAUCUGAUCCGCCGGCUGUCAGUACAGACGAGCUCGCGAAGAGCGAUGCGUCCGUACCGCCUACGGUCAAGCCAAAUAGACGGCCGCCAAGGAUGACACGGAAGCCGAUCCAAAACGAAGCACAGAGUAAGGUGCUCGAAGGAUUGAAAAAGCGGAUGCAGCAUCAAGCACGAAAAGAGACUGGCGAGGACACGAUUGUGUUGGCUGCUACAAAACUGAACUCGAUCGAUGCCGCGCCAUCGUCUGACUUCCUCUCUGCGGCUCCAGGACUGGCGCGACAGAGUAUUCGACUGGCACGUGAUCUGUCCGAGUACGACAUGCCUACCUCUCCGCCACCAGCAGGCAAAUCGAGCUCUGCCAAGCGUAAGCGUUCGUCCGUCGCUGCGCCUCCGACAUCUGUCCUGCGACCCCAGCCUACACCUGCCAUGGACACUAGCGUACUCAAGAAUUUCAGGCGCCGGCCCAGGCAGCCGAGUAUGCUGGCCAUGGUACAACAGCGAGCUGCUGGUGCGCGACCCUCGAAUGUGAAUGCGACUACGAUCAUGACUGCAGAGGAUGCCAGCGUAUAUGACUUCGAUAUCGGGACCGACGACGAUGAGGAAGCCUUUGCGCCAAAUGCAGAAGGCACGCCAAUGCGACUUGGUAAGCAAAAGAGGAAGUCUGCAAGUAGUAGUGCUGUAAAGAAGGAUGCCACGAAGCCUGCCUCGCGAUCGAGAGCUGCAAUCAAUAAGCGCAAAUCGGGCGAGGCGGAUCUAUCUACAGGAUCUCUGAGUACAUUACGAGCGAAGCGCCAACGUCCUGAAACGUUUGCUCCCGAACACGACGAUGUUGCUGCUGAUGAGGAGCAUGAUCUGGCCUUCGUAAACCAUCCAGCAGCUUCUGCUACGCGGCGCUCGACCACAGCUUCUGCUCGCGGGCCUACACCACCCGCGCUGGAAACCACAGACGAUGUCCAGAUUAUCAAUCCUUCCCAGUCUUCGCCACCACCUUCAGUUGGGCUACCAGACGACGAAGGACGUAGAGACUCAUUGGAUGACUAUGUGGUACCUUCGACCGAAGAGCAGCACCAGGUCGAGCCCGAAGAUGAGCAAGUAGGAGAGGAGCUUCACGACAACCCCCUAGCUGAUGUACCGAAUGGGACCAUGGCAGAACCUGCUAGCAGCAGUCCUGGCCCAAACCCUGUUUCCGGCACACAGCAGCGUCUUCGAGAGGAGCUAGCCGAUCCGGUCACACAGCUCUCACCACAGCCUGAACGACGAAAGAAGCCAGAGAAGGUCAAGCAGAUGUCGACAGCUGCGCUGCAAUCACUGCUUCCGAAGCGAAGACAGCCUGCAAAACCUCGACACCGAAAGUCAGAGUACGACUUCACGUCCGACUCUGAGAAUGAGGGCGGGGUGGAGGAAGUCGCGGUAAUCGAUCAUGACAGCGAGCCGAAUGGCAGGCGGCGAAGACAAACAAAAAUCACACCAGCUAAAGGUAGACGAAAAACUGCCACCGCUCACACAAAAUCAGCCAAAACUGGCAAAGCAGGUAAAGCUCCGGCCACACGCGCUCGAAAAUUCACAGCCGCAUCUGCAACGGACAAGCAGCCGGUCAAGACAUAUGGGCGCAGGACUACAGCAGCCACGACCUCAGACAAGGAGAACAACGAUGGCUUCGAAGAUCUAGACGAUGCAGACACCACCACUAACCUGCCAGAGCAGAGUAUGUACGAAGCCACGAAAUCGAAUGAGCUCGAAGAGGCGAGGAGGAAGUUCGCAGAGGUCGAUGAAUGGGAUAUGGAGUUUGAAAGUCUGGGGGAUGAGGAGCAUAGAAGUUCUAGUCAGGGGUGGCGGUAG